CAAAAGCGACAAGCGAUGAGCACGACGCCACCUGUUAUGGCAAGUGAAUUGAGGACGCCUUUUCGCUUUACGAACGAACGUCUCUUAAAGUUUGUGGAGCUUUAUAGUCGUGAGCCGUGCUUAUGGAACCGUCGCCCGUAUAUAUCAGGUGCACGUAAUUCGGCGUAUAAGCGACUACAAGCAGGCAUAAAUGACAAUGCGGAGCCGAAUGAGAUCCCACUGACACUUGAGAGUAUCAAGGUAAAGAUCAAGAACUUGCGCACAAGUUAUCAUCAGGAAUUAAAAAAGAUGGCAGCUAAUUCGAAAUAUACUCCAAGGGCAAUUUGGUUUGCGCCAUUUAAUAAGUUUUUGGCACCGGUUCUCAAUGAGCAGAGAACAAAUGGCAGUAGUAUUCUAGACACUCCGGAACCUCCGCCAUUAAAGCGACUGCAAAUCAAACUGACACGCUUGAAGACUUGCAAGGCGUUCAUACCUAGAGUUAAAAUGGAGUUAGAGCCCGAUGAACAGGUUGUCAUACCAAAAUCUGUGCUUCCACUAAAUCGAGCAUCUCCUCCACCGUUAAGUCGUAUCUUACCACCACCCUCUCCGAUUCCCGAUCCAACGCAACCGUCGGAUACUAAUGCAGCUUCAACUAAUACUUCACAGAAUCUUCCUAUAUUGCCGAAUAUGAUUUUGAGCGAAGAUGAAUUUACAUUUUUCGGACUGAGUGUAGCAGCACAGUUGCGUUCCAUGCCUCUCACGAAUGCUAUGAUUAUGCAGUCCAAAAUCCAAACCAUGCUAUCGACAGAGCGAUGUCGCAUUGGUGGAAUCCCAGCUGCGAUUGAAUGAGGCUUUUUUCAUGUGAUAGUCAAGAACAUAUUUUAAGGACUGUGGUAAUUUAUACUAAGAAUUCGUUGUUGAAAAAACAAUUUUUUUUUUAUCCAUAUUCACAUACAUAUGUAUUUAAGAAGAGGCGAAAUUGAAA
Molecule: messenger RNA, 964 nt
Organism: Drosophila busckii
Lineage: Eukaryota; Metazoa; Arthropoda; Insecta; Diptera; Drosophilidae
Exons: 3
Coding region: 16-828 (270 amino acids)
Source: RefSeq, a predicted model, not a curated record